Messenger RNA from Drosophila ananassae, 3952 nucleotides. RefSeq names its product ubiquitin-conjugating enzyme E2 Q2. Gene Ontology annotation, cellular component: nucleus. NCBI's taxonomy places the organism in Eukaryota, Metazoa, Arthropoda, Insecta, Diptera, Drosophilidae. The record is from RefSeq and is a predicted model, not a curated record. Bases 1164 to 2366 code for a protein of 400 amino acids. The transcript has 9 exons. Gene Ontology annotation, biological process: protein polyubiquitination. Gene Ontology annotation, molecular function: ubiquitin conjugating enzyme activity.
UCGAAACUGUUAUUACACAUACAGUUUUAUUCCAGCGUCAGUAUUUGUAAAAUUAUCUUAGGAAACGGGUAUCGAUAGAAUUCUUCCCCAAAAACUUCCAUUUUUAUACAAAUUUCAAUAUUUGUAUGAUUUCGAUUUCAAAUAAUUCGAUAUUUCCGCAAUUUUUCAAAAACCGAACGACGCUCGGGCGUCGGCAGUAGGUAGUAGAUAGUGGAACUAGGGAUUGUGGAACGCCUUCCCUAUCAGGACUGAGCAGGACAUUGCACACAGUUGGAGCCCAUAAUUAAGGAAAAGACAGAGGAAAAAGUAACGAUAUCAAAGGGCAAACUGAACGCCAAAAAAAGAGAGAGACGCACACGAGAGAGCGCAUGCUGGGCGCCGCAGGAGAAGAAGAAGAAGCAGGAGCAGCAGCAGCAGCCGCAACAGCAGCAGCAGCAGCAGCAGCAGCAGCAGAAGAGUGAACGUGUGAGCGAGAGCGAGGAGGCAAAGUGGAGCAGGAGGAGACGACGACGACGACGACGAAGAAGACGAGGGUGAGGUGUGGCGAGGCGAGGUGAGGAAAGGAAAGGAAAGGAACAAGGGCCCAGGGGCAAAACGAAAACGAAAACAACAAAGAACAGUACCGAACGGCCAGGCGUCUGAAAAAGUCGCCGUUUUCGUUUUUCUAAAAAAAAAAAAAAAAUCUACCUCCAAACAAGAGCAAAAGCUAGAGCACAAUAAUUAAAAACGUGAAACGAACAAAACAACAAAAAAUAAACAGCAAAUAGCAAAUAGCCAACAACAAUAAUAUAAAUAAUAACAAUCAACAACGAGUGCGAGUGCGAUUGCGAGCGCCAUCUAUUGACGGCCCGGCCACAAAUCCGGUGGGGAGACCCGCGAAGAGAGCAGGAAAGAGCAGUUGGUGACUCUGUUGGUUUUCUUCUUGGUGUGCUUUCCUCCUUAUUGUCGUCGAAGGAGGAAAGGAAAGGAAAGGAAAGUAAAGGAAAGGAAGCAGCAGCAGCAGAAGCAGCUGUUGUUGUUGGGGGGAACCCCCCUCGGAACAGAAAGAAAUUUCAUUUGGACCAAAAAAACAACAACAAAGAAGAGAAACGAAGGAAAAAGGAUAGUGAAACAGAUAAGUGACAAAUACCCCCGGACCAGUUGCCUUCGUUGCCCGCCACAAGAUGGCGUGCCUUAACACCCUAAAGCAGGAGAUCAAAACCCUGGAGAAGAUCUUCCCCAAGAACCACGAACGCUUUCAGAUCCUCAAUUCCAGUGUCGAUGAGCUGCUAUGCCGAUUCAUCGAUAAGAAUGGAAAGCGCUAUGACAUUCAUGCCAACAUAACGGAAACGUAUCCUUCAUCGCCGCCUGUUUGGUUUGCCGAAAGCGAGGAGACGAGCGUCACAAAUGCCGUUCAAAUACUUAGCAAUACAAACGGACGUGAUAAUCACGUGAUUAAUCAAGUGGGCAUAUUGCUGCGUGAGCUGUGCCGACUUCACAACGUUCCACUGCCACCCGACAUCGACAACCUGACGCUGCCGCUCCAAACUCCGCCGCCAUCCGCCUCGCCACUGCGCUGCGAUCAGAGACCCGGCGGUGGAGCGGGCGGUGCGGGCGUCGGUGGCAGUGGGCCCCAUGGUAAUGAGGAAACAGACUCGGACCAGGACGAGAUCGAAGAUCCAAUCGGCGAAAGUGAGCAGGAAAGCGAAGGCGACGAGGACUUGCCGCUCGAAAUGGACGAUGUACGAAGUACAAACAAGAAGGAUGACAUGGAAGUGGAGCACUUAGCGACCCUGGAAAGACUGCGUCAAAGUCAAAGACAAGACUAUUUAAAAGGUUCCGUUUCCGGUUCUGUGCAGGCAACCGAUCGCUUAAUGAAAGAAUUGCGUGAUAUUUAUCGUUCGGACGCCUUUAAAAAGAAUAUGUAUUCAAUUGAGCUCGUAAACGAGUCCAUAUACGAGUGGAAUAUACGCCUAAAGUCCGUCGAUCCGGACAGUCCGCUUCACAGUGAUUUGCUAAUGCUCAAGGAGAAGGAGGGUAAGGAUAGCAUACUGCUAAAUAUACUCUUCAAGGAGACGUAUCCGUUUGAGCCGCCCUUUGUCCGCGUCGUUCAUCCUAUUAUCUCAGGUGGCUAUGUGCUCAUCGGUGGAGCCAUCUGCAUGGAACUGCUGACCAAACAGGGUUGGAGCUCAGCUUAUACCGUCGAGGCGGUGAUUAUGCAAAUUGCCGCCACUUUGGUGAAGGGAAAGGCGCGCAUUCAAUUUGGUGCCACAAAGGCACUGACCCAAGGUCAAUAUAGCUUAGCCAGAGCCCAGCAGAGCUUCAAGUCGUUGGUGCAGAUCCACGAGAAGAAUGGCUGGUUCACACCUCCCAAAGAGGACGGCUAAAACAGUCAUGGCAUCGUUACCCAGACGCACAUACUUCCCCCCAGAAUACAUUGCACCCUGGAUACACUCGCACACCCCACAAUCUACCCAACAGAGACAAACACACACUACUUCCACUUAUAUGUACACAUCGAUCAACAUCGUUCCGCAAACCAAAAUUGCACACAUUCUGACACCGUAUACCAAUAUAUACCUACCCCACGACCACAGGAAGCAAAUAAUCCAUGAAGCUGGACCGUUGGCUGAAGGAGGAUAUAUAAGGUGGCCCAGCAAUUUGGGUUUCGGCAGCGACACAAUCACACACACUCUAUCGAUUCAUUGGUUGAUCGUUUCUACUGUUCCGUUGCAAGUAAAUUCCUAUGUGAAUGCCCACAUAUUCGAUUAUAUUGCGCCUGCUUCCCCCCCGUCGUAGUCAGUAGCAAGCCAGUAGAAAAUCCCCUCCUCCCUUCCACAAAAAACAAAAAAAAAAAGAAAAGAAAACAAAAAAGCCAACGCUAAGAUGUAUGUUGUACAGACUCUCGGAAAUAUAGAAUUGUGUAACUGUGACUGAGACCGAAACUGAGGGGCUGUCCUCGGGGCUAGGAUGUAAGAUGUGCAUCCUGGCUUCGGUUCUCAGGAUCGGAGGACCGAAGAGUGUAAAAUGUAAAGGCAAUAUCUGUUAUGUAUAUGCGUAUAAAGUAUAAACCUGUAACUUGUAAUUUAAUUGUAAAUGUAGGGGCUCUCCAGCAGCACUUCCGACAAACAACAACACUCCUUCCUCCUGUCCCUCUUCCCCAACCCCCAAAAAACUUCCGCAAUUGUCCUUCCACACACACAUAAACACACCCAUACACACACGCAUGUAAUUGUAACUAGUUAAGACGCCUAUCUGUAUUUUAUAUAUUUUUAAUUUAACGAAAAAGUGUGUAAUCUUAUAUAUUUUUUUCUCUCUAAUGUUAAGAACAAAAAAAAAAAAUGGCAAAAAACGUAAAAAAGUAUAAAGUAUAAUUGAUAGCGAGAUCGAGCGGAAUAGAUAUAUAUAUAUACCUAUACAUAUACAUAUAAUUAUACAUAAAUACAAGAUUUAUAUAUAUUAUAAUUAGCGCGAGAGUUUAAGUUUAAGCUAAAAAAAAAAACAAAAAACCGAAAACAAAAACAAAAAACAAGCAAAUUCUAAGUGUAAAUUCGUCUUUCCAAAUAACCGUAAAAUAAUGUAAUCGUAACUUUAAUUCUACACAGAAAAAAACAAAAACAGAAAAUAGUUUAAAACAAAAAUGCUAAAAAAAAUCUGUAUUUCGAAAUCGAAAAAAAUAUUAUGCUAAAAAAAAAACAAAAACAAAAACUGCAAGAAUGCUAGUUUAAAAAAAAAAGUGGACAACUCUUGUUGUUCCAUAAAAGAUUAUGAUUAAAAAUUUGUCGUUUAUUUUAUUAUAUUUUUUUUUUAUUGUUUGUACAACUUGUGCAGGAAAAAUUCAACUGUAUAUUUAAAAAAAAAACCGAAAAAAGCAAGGAAAAAAGAAAGGAAUGAAAAUCGGCAAAAGAUGAUGAAGGAAAAUGUUCAUUUUAAGUAUGUAUUUAAUAAAGAAGGAUAUAUACAUGCAUAGUAA